This is a messenger RNA of Carica papaya (papaya), 2504 nucleotides long. Its product is annotated as L-type lectin-domain containing receptor kinase VIII.1-like. Gene Ontology annotation, molecular function: protein kinase activity; carbohydrate binding; ATP binding. The record is from RefSeq and is a predicted model, not a curated record. NCBI's taxonomy places the organism in Eukaryota, Viridiplantae, Streptophyta, Magnoliopsida, Brassicales, Caricaceae. Gene Ontology annotation, biological process: protein phosphorylation.
AGAAACUUGGCAACUAAUAUGCACCAAGCGACUCUCUCCAUCCCACCAAAAAUUAUUUUCACUCAGCAUCAUGCAGAUGUUGAAUUUGUUCUUAUCCCAUUUCAGAUUAGCGACACAAGAUCGCCAAUGCCCCUGUUUCUUGAUUGUUCUAACUCUGCAUGUGAGAAUCAUUGGUUGCUUUUUCUUUAAUUACUUUAUUCGCACGAGGACAAAUCACAGUUUGUCAUCAUGAAGAUGAAGAUGAUAAGGCUAAGGUUCUGGUUUGAUCACGUAAACGUCGUGAAGGCGUGAAAAAAUUCAGCAAUGGCGAAUGGAAUAAUUUCUUCCUCUUCUUCUUCUUCUUCUUCGAUUUGGUACUGUUUAGUCUUGUCGGUAACCCUAUGGUGUUUAACGUUAGUCGAUUCAUCACCGACCUCGCCGCCCCCGGCGACUAUGGUGAACGUGACCAAGAGGCUGUUUUUCUCAAACUUCAACCUAGACGACCCUCGAGUCACCGACUCAAUAAAGCUUUUAGGCAACGCCGAAUUUUCCAGCGAAGAAAGUUCCAUCAGAAUCCCUCGUCCAUCCCAGGCCAUGGAUCUGCGACACCAGGCGGGAAGAGCCAUCUACUCGUCGCCUAUUCGCUUUCUUGACCCACAAACCAUGACUCCAGCGAGUUUCUACACCACAUUUUCUUUUCAAUUCAGCAAUUCUUCUGAAACCCAGAUGAUGGAACGUCAUGGCGGCAGCGGUCUCACCUUCAUCAUCGUCCCUGAUGAGUUCACGGUUGGCAGAGCAGGGCCAUGGCUGGCCAUGCUCAACGACGCCUGUCAAGAAAACUACAAGGCCGUCGCUGUGGAGUUCGACACUCGGCAGAAUCCGGAGUUCGGCGACCCGAGUGACAACCAUGUUGGGAUAAAUCUUGGCAGUAUUGUUUCCACUGCAGUUAUUAACGCGUCGGAGGUUGGUGUGUCUCUAAAAGAUAGUUCAGUUCACCGAGCUUGGAUUUCGUACGACGGUCACCACCGGUGGAUGGAUAUCCGACUUGGGUAUGACGAAGCUGAUCGUGAUUAUUAUCCACCCAAGGCUCUCUUCGCCGGUCGUCUUGAUUUAUCCUCGUUUCUCAACGAGUACAUGUUUGUCGGCUUCUCUGCAUCAACAGGCAACAUGACUCAAAUCCACAGUAUACUUUCAUGGAACUUCACAGCUUCAAGCCAGGCUGCUCUUCGAAUUCCUUCGUCAGAAACAUGCGAAAGCAAGCUGGUUCGAGAAGUUGACUACGGUCACCUUAGCCAGCACAAGGCAAAGGCAAAUCCAAUUCCCCUCCGCAGUAUCUUCAUUUUCGUGGGUGUCUCUACCUUCGUGCUACUCGGUUUUAUAAUUUGUUUCUUGUUUAAUAAACGAAGUCGUCGGGUUGGUAAAUCGAAAAGCACAGAGGAAAGGAAAGUAAAUAAAAAACCUCGGCCGCCGAACAAACCGCGACGGUUUUCUCUCUCAGAAAUCUCCUUUGCGACUCGAGGUUUUAGCGAGUUAGUGAUGUUGGGAAGCGACUCUAGAGGUGUCUUCUACAGAGGGAAACUCUCUAAUGGAUGUCAAGUCGCCAUUAAGCGAUUCUCCGAACAGUUCUUGACCUCGCAUGGAGUAGAUAGACGGCGGCUGCUCAAGGAAAUCGCCGCCAUCAGCCGAGUCCGACACCCCAACCUUGUUCCGAUCCAAGGGUGGUGUCAUGACAACCGCGAAGUCAUCGUCGUCUAUGACUUCUGCAUUAACGGGAGUCUCAACAAAUGGGUGUUCGGUGUCGGUGUUCUGCCAUGGUCAAGGAGAUUAAAGGUAAUCAGAGGUGCAGAAGCGCUGAGUUUCCUCCACUCGAAGCAACACUCUCACAAAAACGUGAAACCCACGAGCGUGUUUCUCGAUAUCAGAUUCCGCGCAGCACUGGUGACUUGGGUUUCGUCUGUCAGGGUGGAGUCCCGGAGGUUUGAAUCGGCGGUGAGUCAGACGACGGACGUGUUCGAAUUCGGAAUCUUUGUUCUGGAAGUAGUUUCAGGGAGGCGGAGGUUGGAGAUGGAGGGUAAGGAGGUGAGCAAAGAAGAGAAAGAUUUGGUGGAUUUUGCGUGGAGAAUGCACGAAAGAGAUGAGAAAACGAAGGUGGUGGAUCGAAGAAUGGGUUCACUGGUGAACUUGGAGCAAGCGGUUCGGGUUUUGGAAAUCGGGUUACUCUGCACUCUGAAUGAGGGGAAAGGACGACCGUGUAUGGCGGAAGUUGUGGAGUUUCUGAGCUUGGGAAAGAAACUUCCAGAACUUCCGGCGAGCCGUCCGAUGGCUUUGUUUCCUUAUAACAGCACCACUGGGCUUUGCACCGGCUAUUCUUGUUCCCCUUUCAACUGAUGAAAAUCCGGUGUUGAUAAUUUAUAAAUUAAAAAAAUAAAUUAGUUUGGUUCUUUGGUUCAAAAUUUUCAUAAUUUUGGUAUUCAAACAUAUAUUGUAUGUAUAUGGCAAUUAAUCGCACAAUUAACUAUUUCAAA